Molecule: messenger RNA, 2355 nt
Organism: Eleginops maclovinus (Patagonian blennie)
Lineage: Eukaryota; Metazoa; Chordata; Actinopteri; Perciformes; Eleginopidae
Gene: mks1
Product: MKS transition zone complex subunit 1
Exons: 18
Coding region: 299-1981 (560 amino acids)
Biological process (GO): cilium assembly
Cellular component (GO): MKS complex
Source: RefSeq, a predicted model, not a curated record
AAUCACGAAGAAGAAUUACCUGUAUCUAUGGCAACGGUUUAUAUCAGUGCGCUCGCCUUUUUAGCUUGUUAGCUUCUUCGUAGUAGCUGUUACUCACAAAUUCAAGCCUUAUUUUACUGCCGUUUUUGUCGCUUUUAGUUUCAAACCUCCUAGAAAGUUAAUUUAUACAUUUCAAGUUAUUACAAGUACGACUAAAGAAUCUGUUUGCUAACUCUAGCUAACGAAAAGUGCUAUCUUAGCUAACGCUAAACUAAAAGCCUCUUCCGAAUGUUUACUAGUAAUAUUGAAUAUUAUCUUAAUGGCAGACAGUUGGAACACAGAUACAGGAGAGGCUGUGUAUAGGUCCCGGGAUGCUGUUAAAAACUUGAAAAUAAGGGUGCGUAUAGAGAGGCUGACGUCCACUGCAGCCCUCUCUCAGCACCUCCAGCAGCAGGUGCUGUCCCAGCAAGACAGAGGAGCCAUAGAACUUGAAACCCUCACAUCACAAGGCCAGAAAGGUGAUAAUGAAGAGGAGCUGGUGGUGGGCUGGCAGGAGAAACUCUUCAGUCAGUAUGAGAUGGAGCUGUUUCAGAACGAGUCGGCGUGUCAGACCCCUCUGGACCGUCAGUACCACACAGAGAUCAGGGCCCUGAACAAGGCCAGGAGCCGACGCAAUCACAGGAUUUUCACAUACACUGAUCAUGAUCGUUACACCAGCUGUCUUCCUAUGCAACAACUACAGCACCCUGCUGACUUACUGACAACAACCAAAUCUGGCCCCACAUUCCUGGCUGAGAGGAUGGCCAGCGUGAGAAACAGGCGGCAUGAAAGACGUACCUUAGAUUCUAGUAUCCCUAAGUCAAAGAUCGUCAUGUGGGAGCCCACAGAGGAGUUUGUAAAGAGCAGUCAUGUGGUGAAUAAUGCCAUGCAGACCAUGCACAUCAUGGCAGACCUGGCCCCCCCUGGAAGGCUGGGCCAGAAAGAGAAUGAAUAUUUGCUGUUAACCAUAAAAACCGACGGCAGUGGAACCAUCAUUGCAAAACCUGACUUCAACAAAGGCAAAGAGCCUUACAGGAUUGUAACAGUAGGGGAGAAAAGAGAAGUCUGGCGUCUCAAUGUGGAGAAUGUGUGCACAGCGAUGCAACCAGAGGAGAAGGAGAGGGAGCAGAACAUGUACAAAGACCUUUACGUACGGCAUAAGGAAUACCUAAAUAGCCUUGUUGGACAGGACUUUGAAAUGCCUCCUUUAGGUAUUCUGCGCUACAUGAUGAAUGGAGAGAUAGUCUCAGCCAAAGGCUUUGAGUAUGAUCAUUUAUACAUCCACUUUUUCAUGGAACUGCCCAACAAUUGGUCCAGCCUGCCUUUUCAGUCCCACUCAGGGGUAACACAGACCUGCCGGGCCAGAACGUUAGGGAAGGAGAAUGUAGCUUUCUUCAGUUACCCCUUCAGCUUUGAGGCUUUCUACAUGAGCGAAAAAGAGAGUGAGGAGCCAAUUCCUCAGUGGCCAGUGAUCUACUUUAAGGUCCUUUCUCUGGACUCGUGGCACCGCUACAGAACUGAAGGCUACGGCUAUCUGCUUUACCCUGCCAUGCCUGGUAAAUAUACAAUAACUUGCCAUACGUGGAGACCCGUUCAGACGGGGACAGUCUCCGCACUGAGGCGCUUCUUUGUCGGAGGAUCUCCUGAACUUGAAGACCCCAGCUAUGUCAGAAUACCCGGGACCUUCAAGGGAGAUAGGCUGAGUCGCUUUGGCUUCUGCACAGAAACCACAGGAAGUGUCACCUUUAAUCUGCACUGCAUCCAGCAGGCCAGGGCCUUUGUUGACGCCACAAUGAUGAAGAAGAGGAGGCAGAAAGUUUUUGAACAGCUGGGAGGAUUCAGUCAGCAGGGAGCAGUUUGCACCAUUCUGGAGGCCUUCCAGAGGGCCAGGAAAAAAAUGCAAGAGGCCAGAGAAUGUCUUCCCAGAGACCUCGUCAACACCACCUCCCAUGUUGAAUCCUGAGAUUGAAAUAACAAAAUAGACUAUUAUUCUGGUCAAAUGGCUUACACCUACUAUGAAGAAUAAUAGCAACAUUACCAGCAAGUAUGAUUUACCAUUUGCCAUGUGUUUUGACAGGACUCUGCUGCACUGUAACGAGUGAGAGAGAAGCAAACUGUCCUGUUGUUAUUCAUUCUUUGUAAAGACAGCUUACAUGUUGUUAGGGAUAAUAACUGAGGUAAAUAUGGUUGUAUAUGGUAAUGAACAAAGAGUAUGCGUAUAUGCCUACUGAGUAUGGUAUCCCCAAGCAGUGUACUUUUUUCAGUCAUCAUUUGUCUCAGAUUCAAGUUAACUCUAAAAGGCUUAUUAAAAGUUGGGUAGCAAAAAUAUGGACAUGA